AUGACGAAGGGAAAGAAAUUCGACAAGAAGAGUGCGCAGCACUUCACCCUCGUCCACCGACCGCAAAAUGACCCCCUCAUCCACGACGAAAAUGCGCCCUCGAUGGUGCUCAACCCGGUGCCUCAGAAGGGUGGGCCGUCGAAGAGCAAGCAUCUUAGCGACCUUGCAUCUGAAUUUGGGUCGGAAGCAGGCAGCAUACGCGCAAACGAAGGAGAGGCGGCAGAAUACGGCGUUUACUACGAUGACACUGAGUACGACUACAUGCAGCAUCUGCGCGGCUUGAACUCUGGAGGUGGUGAGGCCGUCUGGGUCGAGGCCUCGGGUGCCGCAAACAAUGACCGAAAGGGAAAGCAGACGCAAUCACUCGAAGAUGCGUUGCGACAGAUGGACCUGGAGCAAAAGAGCGAGGCUUUGCUGGAUCCCUCCCUCCUCCCCAACAAAAACCUCCCGCGAACCAACUACGAGACACAGGUGGAUGUCCCCGAUGCCAUCGCUGGAUUCCAGCCCGAUAUGGACCCCCGGUUGAGGGAGGUGUUGGAGGCAUUGGAGGACGACGCGUAUGUGGAUGAUGAGGACGACAUUUUCAAAGAGCUGUCCAAGGACUCGCGGGAAGUCGAUCAGUACGAAUUCGAGGACCAAUACGACUACGACGACGAGGACGAGGGUUGGGAAUCAGACGACACUGCCAAGCCAAACAAGGAGUACAAGGAUGGAGCAGUGCCGCAGCUGGUCCCUGUUGAAGGGGAGGCAUUACCAGAACACCAGAACGAAGACUGGAUGGAAGACUUCAAGCAGUUCAAGAAAGACCAAAAGGGCGGCAAGGCCCAGCCGGCCAAGGACACCCCGUCCGAGUUGCAGUCCUCUAUUUGGACCACGACAACGAUGGGUGGCCGGAAGAAGAAGAGAAAGGGAGCGUUGACCAACCCAUCAGCCUUUUCUAUGACCUCGUCCGCCAUGGUCAGGACGGAACAACUCACCCUUCUGGACGCCAGGUUCGACAAGAUUGAGGAGGAGUACACAAAUGAGAUGGGUGACGACAUGGCAUCUGUCUCGGAAGUAUCAACGGCGACCAGUGUGACCGGACCCACCAGAGGCGACUUUGACAGCAUCAUGGAUGAUUUUCUGGGCAACUACACUAGGCCUGGAAAACGGACAAACAAGAAGAAUAGGCCGCAGACUGGUCUUGAGCAACUGGACGAGAUCAGACAGGGUCUUGGCCCAGCUCGGUUCCGUUCACUCAACACCAAGAGGGUUUAG
Molecule: messenger RNA, 1257 nt
Organism: Colletotrichum phormii
Lineage: Eukaryota; Fungi; Ascomycota; Sordariomycetes; Glomerellales; Glomerellaceae
Product: low temperature viability protein
Exons: 2
Coding region: 1-1257 (418 amino acids)
Biological process (GO): ribosomal small subunit export from nucleus; ribosomal small subunit biogenesis
Cellular component (GO): preribosome, small subunit precursor; cytosol; nucleus
Source: RefSeq, a predicted model, not a curated record